Anopheles coustani is the source of this 2729-nucleotide messenger RNA. RefSeq names its product choline-phosphate cytidylyltransferase B-like. Lineage: Eukaryota; Metazoa; Arthropoda; Insecta; Diptera; Culicidae. The coding region runs from base 94 to 1803 and encodes 569 amino acids. The transcript is spliced from 4 exons. Gene Ontology annotation, molecular function: choline-phosphate cytidylyltransferase activity; phosphatidylcholine binding. Gene Ontology annotation, biological process: CDP-choline pathway. The record is from RefSeq and is a predicted model, not a curated record.
ACCCGGAUAAACCGAGGCACGAGCCGGAAUACACCACCAGACUUAAAGCUGGCAUCGUCAACAACGACACCACAGCAGCAGACGCCGGCGAGAAUGUCGCGCAAACGGCCACGUGACAGUUUGGCCAAUGUAACGUCCGGUAGCGGGGGUAACACCGGCACCGGUCGACUCUCGAUCGCCGAGACAGUCUCAAUAACGAUCGAUCCGAAUGGCGAGCUGGAGGAUCGGCUAGUAGCUACGCAUCAGCCAAGUUCCACACGGCAAUCGAGCAAUGGCACACCGGACAGUAUGAACGGAAGCAGUAGCCGUUUUAGCAGCAUCCGGCUGGUAGACGAUGGCAUCGAGCCGGCGCACGGAGAUCACUUUUGGCCACCGAACAACGAGGGCGCCAUGAAUGGGCACGUUAACUUUGGUGCGCUACCGGUCGCGGAGGAGCAGCAGCGUCCACGGUCGGCCGAUCCGGCCCCAUCGCCGCCGUCCAUCUCGUCGUCGAACGGUUCGUCGUCGAUGGCCACCUCGUCCGGUUACACCAGCCAGCAGGCUAGUGGCGUAGAACACAGCCCGCCGGUGACGAUUUGCAAGCAAGCCCCAUACUCAACAGAAAUCGAUGCGAUAACGGAGCGUGAACGAUGCGACUACACACAGAAAAUCACAUACCAGAUGGCGCGCUCCGGAACGGCACCGCGAAUGAUACGCGUCUACGCUGAUGGCAUCUACGAUCUUUUCCAUCAGGGCCAUGCCAGACAGCUGAUGCAGGCCAAGAACGUGUUUCGCAACGUGUACCUGAUCGUCGGAGUUUGCAACGACAAACUGACACACAGCCGGAAGGGCCGAACGGUGAUGAACGACGAAGAGCGCUACGAGGCGGUGCGGCACUGUCGCUACGUCGAUGAGAUCGUUCGAGAUGCCCCUUGGGAGCUGGAUGAUGAGUUCAUCGAGAAGCACAAGAUUGACUUUGUGGCACACGAUGAAAUACCGUACAGCACGGACGACUGUAACGACGUUUAUGCGAAGAUAAAGGCCAAAGGCAUGUUCGUUGCUACCGAGCGCACCGAAGGCGUCUCGACGUCCGACAUCGUGGCACGGAUCGUGAAAGACUACGACAUCUACGUGCGCCGAAAUCUGGCCCGCGGAUACACGGCCAAGGAGCUGAACGUGUCGUUCCUGUCAGAGAAAAAGUUCCGCUUCCAGAACAAAAUGGUCGAGCUGAAGGAUAAGGUUAAGAAGGGCAAGGACGACAUCAUCAGCAAGUGGGAAGAGCGCUCGACCGAUCUGAUUAAAACGUUCCUACUAAUGUUCGGCAAGGAGCGAAUCUCAAUGUUUCUGUCCGACUCGAAGCAGCGCAUCCGGUCGGCACUCAGCCCGCCGGGUAGCCCGGGCAGUGGCAGCAAUCACAGCCUGAACGACUGCGACGACGACCCGGAGAGUCCCGAUUCGGUGCUCGAUUCGCCGCCUAGCAAGCGCUCGAAUGUGCUGCGCGGUGGUGACAUAGGCAUGGGCCGGAACCAUCUGUUGACCGAAUCUGAGGACGACGAUGGCCGACAGGAACUGAUGGCGGUGCCACGCGGACUCCGUGCAUCUGCCCCGGCGCUCGACCGAGACAUGCACGGCGAUGACGACGAUGACGAUGACGACGAUGAAGACGACGAUGCCUACGUGGACACGCGCUCGAGACCAACGUCAAGCUACAACAUUUCCGUACUGGCCGGUGGCGAUGGAAGCGGCAGCGCAGCCGCCGCCGCAUUAGGUAGCAGUAGUAGUGCCAGCGGUGGAGCUCGAAGCUACAGCAAUCGUCACUAUUAGGGUGCUGGAAUCCUCAAUACACCCAUGAGGAAUUAAACAAGCAGCUGUCCCAGCUCCCACAAAGAAGACCACUUGAUCACGUGAAAGAUACCGUUGCUGUUAAUGUUGCGCGAACCUGUGAUCACUUCUAUCUGUGAAAACAAAGGAAGAAAGGCAGCGACGACUAGAAUCGCUAAAAAACAGAACACGGAACACAAUCCUUGCCCGCCAAAUAUCUGCUACCUUUAGAGUAUUUAGUAGGACGCUAAAUCCCCUUUCGUCUACAAGUUCAACAAUCUUUCAUCCUAAACGUAUAAAAAGCAUUUCGGCGACGAGUUGCACAUCAACCGAACAUGGAAGAGGAACAAUUUUCAUUCCCAGAAUUGAACAUAUUUGGCUCUUGUUUGGUGGGAAACGAAGUGAUAGAAACUGACGACGAAACGAAGCUCGGAAAAUUCAGCAGAAGUUCCUUUCGCUGUCUGGUGCAACCGCGUGCAAGAAAACAAGAAAACAAGAAAAGUUAGGAUAUUGCUAUGUUUGUAUCUUCAGGGAUUAAUCGAACGAACCGGCGAAGGGAUGAUUUGAUUGAAGACUGCUGGUUUAUCCGUGCUUCUGUGUAACUCAGCAGGCAAGAAAGUUGAAAUCGGAAAAGAAUUGAACACGGUGAUGAUAAACGCAAGAUAAAUAAGGCACGCUAACGUAUAAGCAACCGGGUAGAUAACGUGCACGUGUCGGGACAAUGUAAUCCGCGCAGCAGACAACACGGGCACACACACAGGCGUUAGGGAAACGGUGAAAGACAGAGGCAAGCUUAGGUGUUAGGGCCAACGGAGCCAGAAAAGGGAAGCUUAUGCGCUAAAUUAUUAAUCGGAGGUUAUUUCUAUUAUAUAUUUAUUUUUUUCAUUGUUCUGUUCAAUUAUACGCGAAGGAUCGGUUGCAAAAUUUUA